Molecule: messenger RNA, 2250 nt
Organism: Trypanosoma rangeli
Lineage: Eukaryota; Euglenozoa; Kinetoplastea; Trypanosomatida; Trypanosomatidae
Product: putative ATP-dependent DEAD/H RNA helicase
Exons: 1
Coding region: 1-2250 (749 amino acids)
Molecular function (GO): nucleic acid binding; ATP binding
Source: RefSeq, a predicted model, not a curated record
AUGCUGGAUUGCCGAAACACGUGUCGCCAGCAACUCCGUUUCGGGCACACGCUUCCACCAGACAUCAAUGAUGCCGCCCUCCGCACUGCUUUUGCAACUGAAGCGACAACGACCAGGGGUGAGGUGAGCCACAGCUUCCUGCCUGUGGCCAACGCCGUUACGGAGGCAGUACAGGGGACGGUGUCCAGUGUAUCCCGCGAGGUCGCGGCUGGCAAAGCCAUGUCGAGCCUCUGCUCGGAAGCGGCCGAUUCCCUUAGGAUCUAUGAUGGGGACCUUUGUGCCCCUGUUACCGACUCUGACCGGGUGCUCACUAGCUCGACCUUUAGCAGCUGCAGCCCCUCGCUCUUUGUCGAGGAGGCCAGGAUUCGAGGAGUGCGUGGUGCAGCCAUGGCACAGAGUCAUGCUGGGCACCCAGCAGGGGCUCAACAAAUGAUGGAGGAAAUAAUGCAACAGAGGCUUGCGACAAUUGCAGGUGCUGCCACCGCCCCCUCAAUGGUGACAGCCGAUUUGGAGAAGUCUACCGUUCAAGCUUCACCUGCCGUCUUUUGGCGGCCGCCCGCAGGCCAGCAGCAGAAGCAACAUUGUUGGGCCGACCCGACCACUGUUGUACGGCGGGUUUCUGCCAGGGAUGGUUGCGAAACUGUAGAGGGUGGCGCAAGCAGAGCCGAGCAGCAGGCGGCCAUAGACGAAGGAAAGCAACCGGAUGCGAAGGGUGAAGAAAAACGUGCAAAUGAGGAAAUGGUUAAACAGGUGCUAAACGCCGGUGAAAAAGGAGGCGAGGUGCGUGUUUUUGUGCGGGAUCACAUGCGCAACACCGUUAGCGUGGAGCGCCUUCACUCAUUUGCAGAGCUCGAAGGUAGGCUGCCACGGUGGCUGCUGCACGGCAUUCAUCAGUCGGGGUACGUCAGGCCUGCCCUUGUGCAGUCCGUGGCAAUUCCGCUUUUUAUGGAAGGGCGAGAUGUGGUUGGCAUUGCCCCAACCGGGAGCGGCAAGACGGUGGCGUUUGCACUGCCGGCCCUUGCCGCUCUCGCAGCAUUGCCGUCACCCAAUCACAACAGCUGGGGUGAGUGUCACAGUGGUGGCGGUGUGGAUGAAGCAGUGACGGUGGACCCGCGUGUGUUGGUGCUCUGUCCCACUCGGGAACUGGUGCAGCAAACGCGUGGCGUUUUUUCGCAACUGGCCGAUAAUGCCGUGCGUGUGAAGGGCGCCUUCGGUGGGCAGGAUCGAGAGCAGCAGUUGAAGUUCCUGCGGCGAUGGGGCGGGUGCGACGUCCUUAUUUCCACUCCAGGGCGUCUCUGCGACUUUGUGGAAGCCGGCACCGUGGGUCUUGGGAGGAUUGACUUUCUCAUCAUGGACGAGGCGGACCGCAUGUUGGAGCUGGGCUUUGCUCCGCAGUUGGAGUUCAUCAUGUCAAACGUCCGGAAGUUCAAGCGACCGCGGCAAACGACGAUGUGGACGGCGACGUGGAACGCCACUGUGGGUGGUUUGUCUGCGCGCUUUCUCAGGCCGGAACGCGUCUUUCUUGAGGUGGACCGCGAGCACAAGAUGAACACAGAUAUCACGCAGCAGUUGUACGCCCUGCAAGAUCCCUCACAGCGCAUUCACGCUCUCGUGCAGCUUUACGAGAAGGCUGUCAUCUCGAAGCGGCAACAAGUCCUUGUUUUUGUGAACCGCAAGGAGGAGGUUGAGAAACUUGCCGAGGAUCUUAGGACGGCGCUGCGGGCGCCACCAGAGUUAGUUGGGUGCAUGCAUGGGGGUAUGAAGCAGCGUCGACGUGAAAACAUCAUGAACAGUUUUAAGGAGGGCGGCAUUCGCAUCCUCUGCGCGACGGACGUUGCGGCGCGCGGUCUCGACGUUCCAGAGCUUGACCACGUCAUCAACUUUGAUCUGCCCGCGGACGCAGACGCGUACGUGCACCGCGUCGGCCGCACUGGACGCGCUGGCCGUCGCGGAAUGGCGCACACGUUUAUUUUUUCCGGAGACGGCCGUGCCCCGCUUAUUGCACGCUUCAUCGCAAAGCAGCAGGGCACUGCGUUGUCGGACGAGGUACUCGCAAUCAUUCGCGACGUUGAGCUCCACGGGGGAGUGGCGGCGGGGCGUCAAAAGUAUAAAAGUCACUCCCGCGUUGCUGGCAAGGACUGGCGCGGGCCGACUGGCGCAACGUCCGUUAUGGCAGAAGACAGUCGAUAUGUGCGUGGCUUUGGUCACGUCACGACACUCAGGCGGCCCACUCAGCGCAAGGAGAAUUAG